AAAUCUCGGAAAAAAUGGAAAAAAAAAGAACAACUAAUGAGACUGAGCCACUGACUUCCAAGAAAGAUGUCUCAGACUGUAAUGAAGGGGGAGACUGUAAAGAGAACGGACUUGUGGUCAGGAACCCUAAAUCUGCCCUACGGCUAGUGGAGGAUGGCAAUAAAGUCCAUCCCAGCCAGGGAGAUAAAGGAGAGGCGGCUCAGAUCUCGAACGGUUACUCAGGGGUUCAGAGCUCUGUUCCCUGCAAUGGCAUAGGAGAGAUGGAAGAUGCCCCGUGCACUGCCCCAGCAGCCGCCACCACCACCACCACUUCUACCACCUGCGGAGCAGAAGGCCAGCAGCAGCUAAUGGAGCUAGAAGACAGAGAGACCUGGAGUAAAAAAAUUGACUUUCUACUCUCUGUCAUUGGAUAUGCAGUGGAUCUGGGAAAUGUGUGGAGAUUUCCUUAUAUAUGCUAUCAAAACGGAGGAGGAGCAUUCCUCAUUCCUUACACAAUUAUGGCCAUCUUUGGAGGGAUUCCUCUCUUCUAUAUGGAACUAGCUCUAGGACAGUACCACAGGAAUGGGUGUAUCUCAAUCUGGAGAAAAAUAUGUCCUAUAUUCAAAGGAAUUGGCUUUGCCAUCUGUAUAAUAGAUCUUUAUGUAGCCUCCUACUACAACACCAUUAUGGCUUGGGCCUUUUACUACCUCGUAUCCUCCUUCACGGCGGAGCUGCCAUGGACUAGCUGCACAAAUGCUUGGAACACAGGCAACUGCACUAACUACUUCAGCAAGGACAACAUCAGCUGGUCCCUGCACUCCAUCUCUCCCGCAGAAGAAUUUUAUACCCGCCAAGUUCUACAGGUGCACAGGUCCAAUGGGCUGGAUGACCUGGGGGGCAUUAGCUGGCAAUUGACCCUCUGUUUAUUGUUAAUCUUCACCAUUGUAUACUUCAGCAUCUGGAAAGGGGUCAAAACAUCUGGCAAGGUGGUAUGGGUGACUGCCACAUUCCCUUACAUCAUACUCUUCAUCCUGCUAGUGAGAGGUGCAACAUUGCCUGGGGCUUGGAGAGGUGUCCUCUACUACUUGAAACCUGACUGGCAGAAACUCCUGGCCACUGAGGUUUGGGUGGAUGCAGCAGCUCAGAUUUUUUUCUCCCUUGGUCCAGGUUUCGGGGUCCUAUUGGCUUAUGCCAGCUACAACAGAUUCCAUAACAACUGCUACCAAGAUGCUCUGGUUACCAGUACCGUGAACUGUGUGACCAGUUUUGUGUCUGGAUUCGUCAUUUUCACUGUGCUGGGAUACAUGGCCGAGAUGAGGAAUGAAGAUGUGUCAGAGGUUGCCAAAGACACUGGACCCAGCCUUCUCUUCAUUACGUAUGCCGAGGCCAUUGCAAACAUGCCUGCUUCCACUUUCUUUGCCAUCAUCUUUUUCCUGAUGUUACUCACGCUGGGACUGGACAGCACGUUUGCAGGACUAGAGGGAGUGAUCACUGGAGUACUGGAUGAAUUCCCGCACGUCUGGAGCAAACGCAGGGAAUUGUUUGUCCUUGGUCUGACCAUCGUUUGCUUUUUGGGGUCAUUAGCAACUCUGACAUUUGGAGGCGCGUAUGUGGUAAAGCUGUUUGAAGAAUACGCCACUGGUCCAGCUGUCCUAACAGUCGUGUUUCUGGAAGCAGUUGCUGUGGCCUGGUUCUACGGCAUCACCCAGUUCUGCAAUGAUGUGAAAGAAAUGCUGGGCUUUACCCCAGGCUGGUACUGGCGAGUUUGCUGGGUAGCAAUUAGUCCCAUCUUCCUUCUGUUCAUCACUUGCAGCUUUCUGUCCAACCCUCCUGAGUUACGGCUUUUUGAUUAUAAUUAUCCCUACUGGACCACAGUAGUGGGUUAUUGCAUAGGAACCUCUUCUAUCAUCUUCAUUCCAAUCUACAUGGUUUAUCGGUUGGUCACCACUCCAGGAACACUUAAGGAGCGUGUUCUGAAAAGCAUUACUCCAGAAACAGCCACAGAAAUUCCUUUUGGAGACAUCCGCAUGAAUGCAGUAUAAGCUAACCUGUUUUCUGGGGGGAGAGAAGGGGAGCAUAAAAUGUAACUUUCCCCAUACUCUCUCCCCCAAAGAAUCACGUUUCCAGCUGAGACAACAAAUGGAGGAUUUUUCUGUGGAGGCUGCAUCACUGACAACGGGCAUUUGG
This is a messenger RNA of Opisthocomus hoazin, 2166 nucleotides long. It is a transcript of the gene SLC6A4, whose product is annotated as solute carrier family 6 member 4. Gene Ontology annotation, cellular component: neuron projection; synapse; plasma membrane. NCBI's taxonomy places the organism in Eukaryota, Metazoa, Chordata, Aves, Opisthocomiformes, Opisthocomidae. Gene Ontology annotation, molecular function: serotonin binding; serotonin:sodium:chloride symporter activity. Gene Ontology annotation, biological process: serotonin uptake; amino acid transport; sodium ion transmembrane transport. The record is from RefSeq and is a predicted model, not a curated record.